Molecule: messenger RNA, 3448 nt
Organism: Brassica napus (rape)
Lineage: Eukaryota; Viridiplantae; Streptophyta; Magnoliopsida; Brassicales; Brassicaceae
Product: wall-associated receptor kinase-like 8
Exons: 4
Coding region: 1089-3323 (744 amino acids)
Biological process (GO): cell surface receptor signaling pathway; protein phosphorylation
Cellular component (GO): plasma membrane
Molecular function (GO): calcium ion binding; ATP binding; protein serine/threonine kinase activity
Source: RefSeq, a predicted model, not a curated record
AAAUAUUUUUUUCUUAAUGUUUCUUUCAUUAUCGACCGAAUUAGUGAAAUAAUUUAUCUUAAUAAUUUUUUUUUAUUUUUUUUUAACUAUUAUCCGUUUAGAAACUAUAAUAUGAUAACAUUGGUUCGACAUCACGACUAUCAAAAAUUUAUAACAUGAAAAUAAAUAAAUAAUUGUAAUUUUUAGUUAUCACCAGAAAAACCAAAACAUUAAACAUGUAAUGUUUGGUUCGACAUCACGACUAUCUAACAUUUAUAACAUGAAAACAAACAAAUAAUAGUAAUUUUGGUUAUCACCAUAAAAACCAAAAACAUCAAACAUUUUAACCGAAUAAACCAAAAUAAUUAUUGAUUUAGAAUGAUAGUUAUACUUUAGAUGAUUAAAAACCAUAAUAAACAACCUAAAACCAAACCGAUAUCUAAGCUAACCAGAUUUAAUAUAUCCUUAUUAAAAAAUAACAAAUCUAAUAAUCAUAUUUCGCGUUUAUUAUCUGACCAUGACUCGAAACUUGUACGCUUGCAGAUUAAAAAAGGGUAAUGUUCAAUUCUCAAGUGUUAAGCCCAUUGGGCUUUAAACAUCGUAUGAGCCCUGAGUGUGAUGCGGGUGCCAGUUGAAAGUGGAAGUCAACAAUGAACUACUACGAAAAAGGAAACUGAGCAUCUUCUCCACUGCUCGAUGGUGAUGGAACCAACACUCUAAAACUCUUCGUUGCAUUAGAAGAGGCUAAACAUGAAUGUUACAUAUUUGACAAUUAAGAGGCAUUAUCCUCUUUUUAUCUUCAUGAUAUAUUAUGUAUGGAGCUGAACGCACUGCUUAGAUAUUAUAGGCUAAAUUCAUACAAGUCAAAGUCAUGUAAUUUUGCAGCAACAAAAUAAAAAUGGUUAAAUCUUAACUUAUCUUUUGUUUGUUUUUACCUUUUCCAUUAUAUACUUUUGGUUUGCGUUCUUCUUCUAUGGUGCCCAAUUCACACGGGUCAAGGUCUUCGUUGAUGUACUAUGACACCACGGUUGCUUUCAUUAUUGAUUUCUUGAGCAGUUGAAGGAAAGCACAAUAGAAAGCACUAGAUUCUUUGUGUGAGAGAGGUGUACAUGAACCUGACAAGAGCUUCUGAUUCGUGGGAGAAAGAAAGAAUGAAUUGUGAUCUGAAACAUUUCUUUUUUGCAUUUUUCCUGUUUAAAAUCUAUGGAUACAUAGUUGCUUCUGCUUUCCAUCAUGAAUUCCCUGUUGCAUUACCUAAUUGCAUAGACCAGUGCAAUCGUGCUGGUGUUCGUGUUCCUUACCCUUUUGGGAUAGGCAAAGGUUGUUACAAGAGCAAAUGGUUCGAGGUUGUCUGCAACCACUCAUUACACCUCUCUUUUCCUUUCCUGCCAAGCAUCGGACUGGACGUUAUUUCUUUUUCCCUUACAGAUGACUUUAUCUAUGAGGACCGUUCUCACAAGAGCAACGGGUUUCAAAUUCAGAGUCCAAGGAAGACUUCAGGCUGUUCAUAUGGAAAAAAAGAUGUCCAAUCUUUGAAUCUAACGGGGAGUCCAUUCUUCAUAUCAGACAAUAACAAGUUCACAGCUGUUGGAUGUAACAUCAAAGCGAUGAUGGUAGGAACAGGGCCUCAAAUUGUUGGAUGUGAAGCGAGAUGUGGGAAAGAGACUCGGUAUUACAAAGAUGCUGACAAGAGCUGCGUCGGAUAUAAGUGCUGCCAGACCAAAAUUCCUCCGGGUCUUCAAGUGUAUGAUUCAACUGUGGAGAAACUGGAACCUGGUAAAAACGUAUGUCAGGAGGCCUACUUAUCACGAGAGGACUUCUCUACGUACACGCUCACCUCACCUGAUCUAACAGAGAAUGUUAUAGUGACCAUGGAUCUGGAAUGGCGUCUUGAAGUUCCCCCCAACAUCGUUCCAAAGAGUUCACAUUGCGAGAUAAGUACAAGUGUAAUUCGCACGGAUGAUCAGUAUAAGUAUCAAUGCAGGUGCAGAUCUGGUUAUGAAGGAAAUCCUUAUUUACCUGGUGGAUGUCAAGACAUUGAUGAGUGCAGAACUAUAUAUGGGGUGUGUGGAAAGAACAAGUGUGUGAAUGUGGCUGGAUCAUUCAGAUGUGAAAAAACGUGGCCUGCUAUUCUAGGUGGAACUCUAAGCUCUGGAUUGUUUCUUAUAGCUGUUGGAACGUGGUGGGUAUGCAAGGUUAAUAAAAAGCAGAAAGCAGCCAAGCAGAAGAGGAAGUUCUUCAAAAGAAAUGGAGGUUUGUUAUUAGAGCAGCAAAUGUUCUCCCUCCACGGAAAUGUCAACAAAACCAAACUGUUGAGCUCCAAUGACCUGGAGAAGGCAACGGACAGAUUCAACGCGAGCAGAAUACUAGGGCAAGGCGGCCAAGGUACAGUUUACAAGGGAAUGUUGGAAGAUGGGAUGAUCGUCGCUGUCAAAAAGUCCAAAGCAUUGAAAGAAGAGAAUCUUGAAGAGUUCAUCAAUGAGAUCAUCCUUCUAUCGCAGAUUAACCACAGAAAUGUUGUUGGGAUCUUAGGAUGUUGUCUUGAGACGGAGGUGCCUAUUUUGGUGUAUGAGUUCAUUCCUAACAGAAGCCUUUUCGAUCAUAUACAAAACCCAUCAGAAGAUUUCCCAAUGACUUGGAAAGUACGCCUCUGCAUCGCCUGCGAAGUAGCUGAUGCACUAUCCUACCUGCAUUCAGCAGCCUCGGUUCCGAUUUAUCACAGAGAUGUCAAGUCAACAAAUAUCUUGUUGGAUGAGAAGCACCGCGCAAAAGUAUCAGAUUUUGGGAUUUCAAGAUCCGUUGCUAUGGAUGAUACUCACCUGACCACAGUAGUGCAAGGAACAGUUGGAUAUGUAGACCCAGAGUACCUCCAGUCAAGCCACUUCACAGGGAAGAGUGACGUCUACAGCUUUGGAGUUGUGCUCAUUGAGCUCUUAACUGGAGGAAAACCCGUCUCCAUUCUGAGGCCACAAGAAGUAAGGAUGUUGGGAGCUUACUUCCUCGAAGCCAUGAGGAAUGACAGACUUCAUGAGAUUAUCGAUGCUCGCAUCAAGGAGGAAUGUGACCAAGAGGAAGUCCUUGAAGUAGCCAAACUUGCAAGAAGGUGUUUGAGCUUGAACUCAGAACAUCGGCCUACCAUGAGAGACGUCUUUAUCAAACUGGAUAGGUUGCAGUCCAAGAAACAAGGCGCUCAAAACCAAGCAGAAAAUUGCGAAGAGCACACACACAUCCAGAUCGCAAUACCCGAGUCUAUGUCUCUCAGUUACUAUUCUCCGUAUACAGUCGUGGAAAACAGCUCAUUCUCACCGGAUUCAAAACCUUUCAUGAUUCACAAGACACUGUGACUGGAAAAGCAAAACCACUUAUAAUACUUCAAUAAACUAAUGAUAUACAAUCAAACCUUCAAGGUCUUAUUACUUGUGUGAACUAUUUGUAUAACUCUUUCAUUUUAUCUUUUACGUGUUUCGUA